Didymodactylos carnosus is the source of this 594-nucleotide messenger RNA. NCBI's taxonomy places the organism in Eukaryota, Metazoa, Rotifera, Eurotatoria, Philodinida, Philodinidae. The record is from the annotation of a GenBank genome assembly.
AUGGGUUACUUUAUCCUUUUGAGAAAUAAUUCAAAUACUCUAAAUAUUCUGGUUGAUUCAACUGGCACAAAUCUGUAUGUGUCAGAUUGGAAUAAUUUUCGUGUUAUCAAAUGGAUUGGAUUAAAUAGUUCAUUCGGCAUUGUUGUUGCUGGUGGAAAUGGUGAAGGGUAUUUAACAACACAAGUUGAUCGUCCAUGGGGUUUAUACUUGGAUGAAUCGUCAAAUUCCGUGUUUGUUGUUGAUUAUGAUGCUAAUGCAAUACAAAAAUGGAAUUUAGGUGACCAAAAUGGGACAUUUAUCGCAGGCACACCAGGUACUUCUGGUUCAAAUGCCAGUCAGUUGAACCAGCCUACACAAAUAAUAGCUGAUCCAUUUGGAAAUUUGUACGUAAGUGAUACAUCCAAUCAUCGAAUACAAAUGUUUCAAAAAAGUAAAUCAUACAGUACUGGUAUAACAAUUGCUGGCAUAAAUAAUAGUCCUGGUUCUAGUGAUGAACAACUUUAUAGUCCAAAUGGUUUGGCUUUUGACUCAGAUAUGAAUUUAUUUGUAGCUGAUGCGUUAAAUAUGCGAGUGCAGAAAUUUAUGUUAUUAUAA